Molecule: messenger RNA, 986 nt
Organism: Anthonomus grandis grandis
Lineage: Eukaryota; Metazoa; Arthropoda; Insecta; Coleoptera; Curculionidae
Gene: CIAPIN1
Product: anamorsin homolog
Exons: 4
Coding region: 118-867 (249 amino acids)
Biological process (GO): iron-sulfur cluster assembly
Cellular component (GO): cytoplasm
Molecular function (GO): iron-sulfur cluster binding
Source: RefSeq, a predicted model, not a curated record
CUGUAAAACAUAACCUAUAACCUAUAAUUUGGGUUUCAAUUUAUUAUUUUCAAAUCUUAGGAGAUUUUCAUUUAUUUAUCCAGUUUUCCGGAAAUUGUUGGUUAUCAAAUAAAAAAAAUGUCUUUACUCGUCGAUUUAGAUUGCGUAGAGCCAUUAUUAAUAGUGUGCAAAGAAGAACAAAAAGAGAACUUCCUGGCAGAGGCAAAAAAAUUCAGGGAAGUCACUGUUGUUUACCCUGAUGAGAUACAAAAUGUUCCAGAAAACUCUAUGGCUAGUGCAGCAAUUUUCCAGCUGCCUGUAGACACCACAGAAACUAAAUACUUUCAAGACAUAUUAAAAACAUUGAAACCAAGUGGUCAUGUAAUGAUAUGUGAUAGUACUGACCCUAUUGCAACACAAUUUCAUCUUAAAACCAGUGGAUUUAUAAAUGUUGUGGCUGAGUCAGUCACUAUAAAGGCUUCCAAGCCUCAAUACCAAGUAGGAUCAUCACAAAAGUUAAACUUAAAAAAACCAACUGAAAAACCUGCUGUAUGGAAAAUUGAUGAUGAUGAGGAUCUUAUUGAUCCUGAUGAUUUGUUGGAUGAGGAUGAUUUGAAGAAACCUGAUCCAGAUACUCUAAAAGUUUGUGGUACAACUGGAAAACGCAAGGCUUGCAAAGAUUGUUCAUGUGGCCUGGCAGACGAAUUAGCUGCAGAAGCACAAAGUGGCAAAGUGAUAGACACUGGUGAUGCUCCAAAGUCUUCUUGUGGAAGCUGUUAUCUGGGUGAUGCAUUUAGAUGUUCCACCUGUCCAUACCUUGGAAUGCCUGCCUUUAAGCCUGGUGAAAAAAUUCAGCUGAGUAGCACUCAACUGAAAAGUGAUAUUUAAAGGAAACGUUGUUUGUGAUCUUUUAUAUGAAAUCUUUCUGGGUUCUUUAAGACACCCGAUGUCUAGUAAAUUGCCGAGCUUAAUAGCAAAUAGCUGAAUAUACUUUAUUUCUUAGUAUA